AUGGCGGAAGAAAGACGGCUGGGAUCAGAUGGUUUACCGGGAGUUCAAGACAAUCCUGGUGGAGUCUAUGUUGCGGACGAUAAUCCCGGAGGAGUCCACAUCGUGGACAACAAUAAUCCCGGAGGAGUCUACGUAGUUGAUGAUAAUCCCGGAGGAGUCUACGUAGUUGACGAUAAUCCCGGAGGAGUCUACGUGGUUGACGAUAAUCCCGGAGGAGUCUACGUAGUUGACGAUAAUCCCGGAGGAGUCCACAUCGUUGACGACAAUCCCGGAGGAGUUCACAUCGUAGAUAAUACCGAAAGGGCGAUUAAUAUCGUAGAAUAA
Bombyx mandarina (wild silkworm) is the source of this 324-nucleotide messenger RNA. RefSeq lists its product as uncharacterized. NCBI's taxonomy places the organism in Eukaryota, Metazoa, Arthropoda, Insecta, Lepidoptera, Bombycidae. The record is from RefSeq and is a predicted model, not a curated record.